CUCCCAACAUUUUUAAUCCUCACUCUCUAUCAUCGUCGUCGUAAUCAUCAUCAUCAUCAUCAUCAUCAUCUCUCUCUCUCUCUCAAUCAAAACAACGGCCGCCAUAUUAGACCAUCUCCGACGUGCUCCGGCUGGGUUUCCUUCAAAUUUUUUGGUAGUUCUGCAGCUGAAUUUCAAGCGGUUGUUUUGCUAAGGUUUUGUUUCUAGCUAGUCAACACGGAAAAGACACUUCAGUCUAGGCGGUGUAGGAAUGACGCAGGUGAUUCGGUUCCUAGGUAGAUGAAUUUGUCUGGUGUACAAAACUACUAAUCUACGAAGCUGAGUUUUGAUUUGUUGUUGCUUGGGAUUUUAACUUAUGGUUGAUUUUGAGAGUUCUUCGGCAAUGGCGGUUUCCGCAACUUCAGUUGAAGGAACUGAAUGCUCAUCCGGUGGUAACCAAAUAGUAGCUGCUCCGGAGAUUCAACCGAUGAAGAAAAAGAGGAAUCUUCCUGGAAUGCCUGAUCCAGAUGCUGAGGUGAUCGCACUGUCACCGACGACUCUACUAGCAACCAAUCGAUUCGUAUGCGAGAUCUGCAACAAAGGCUUUCAGCGAGACCAGAACCUUCAGCUUCAUCGGCGAGGCCAUAACUUGCCGUGGAAGCUAAAACAACGAGACGGAAAGGAAAUAAGAAAACGCGUUUAUGUUUGUCCGGAGAAAAGUUGCAUCCACCACGAUCCGUCAAGAGCCCUCGGCGAUCUCACCGGUAUCAAAAAGCACUUCUCCAGGAAGCAUGGCGAAAAGAAGUGGAAGUGCGAGCGGUGCUCGAAGAAGUACGCCGUGCAGUCGGAUUGGAAAGCGCAUAUGAAAACCUGUGGUACAAAGGAGUAUAGAUGUGAUUGCGGCACCUUAUUUUCUAGGAGGGACAGCUUCAUCACGCAUAGAGCUUUCUGCGAUGCGUUAGCACAAGAGAGUGCGAGAUCUCAAACUCAAAACGUUGUCAUUAGUAAUUCGGAUCAUCAUAGUCAUCGUCAAGAAACUGCGAAAGUGGAGGUUACUGUUCUUCCUCCGUCGUGUAGCCCCCCACCGCCGCCGCUUACUCCUUCCACCGGCGUACUCUCGCCUGUUCCAUCCGUUCACAGCUCAGAGGUGCCGGAAAAAGCGACGGGGGUUUUACAACACCAGAAAGGUGCAGUAGCGGAGGCGGAAGCGGCGGAAAAAUGCUUGGCAACAGCCACUGCUACUACGACAACCACUGCGAGUGGUGGCUCGACCUCAAGUGGUAACAAUAUUGUGACUGAUAAUACAGGUGUAUUUGCAAGUAUUUUUGCAUCACCGUCCGUCUUGCCACCGUCUCAAUCAUCACCGGCGUCUUACUCCAAUCUCGUCUGUGGUGUUGUCGAAACUGACCGGAACGCCAAGGUGGAACCAAUGUCUCUUUCUUUAUCGUCUUCCUUGUACCGGUCCAGCACCGCUGCCCCCUCCUUGUUCCCCCCACCUGAUCAAACCCUCCACCGUCAAUACGUGCAACCAGCUCUUUCCGCCACAGCAUUGCUCCAAAAAGCUGCUCAAAUGGGUGCAACAUCGUCGAACACCUCAUUCCUCCAUGCACUGGGGUUAGCACCACCACCGCCGUCUUCCUCCGCCGAUCAAUACCAAGAAACUAGCAUUGGUCAGUGGAGCAAUAUUCAAAGCAAACAGGAGAGAAACGACAACUCAGGGAUUGGAAGAGAUCAGAUGCUAAUGGGUCCGCCGGCACCCACCACCCUAGAUUUUCUUGGGCUUGGGAUGGGUGGCGGAACUGGUGGUUCCUCUGGUGGGUACUCGGCAUUUUUAAGUUCAUUGGGAGCAAGUGUUUCCGGCGGUGUAUCAUUUGGGGGAGUCCAAAAUAAGGAGUGGGAUGACUCCGGUGAUAAGAAGCCGGCGCUUCUUUAGCUGCUUUCUCUCUAAAUUUUUAAUGGUGAAAGGAGAGAGGUGAGGUAAGGAGUUUGUGUCUUUUAUAGUAAGCACAUGACAUUAAAUUAAAAUAUAUAUACUCGUAUGUCUUAUGAUUUUUAGUUAUUAUUAUUAUUUUUUAUUAAAAAAAUUAAUUAAUUUCUGUAGACAGCUAGCAUCUUUGUAUUCCUGCAGUUACAAUGAAUGAUUAAAAUUGAACCAGUUGACC
Molecule: messenger RNA, 2141 nt
Organism: Cynara cardunculus var. scolymus (artichoke)
Lineage: Eukaryota; Viridiplantae; Streptophyta; Magnoliopsida; Asterales; Asteraceae
Product: protein indeterminate-domain 2-like
Exons: 4
Coding region: 356-1912 (518 amino acids)
Cellular component (GO): nucleus
Molecular function (GO): DNA-binding transcription factor activity
Source: RefSeq, a predicted model, not a curated record